Messenger RNA from Trypanosoma cruzi, 711 nucleotides. RefSeq lists its product as uncharacterized. The transcript has a single exon. The coding region runs from base 1 to 711 and encodes 236 amino acids. NCBI's taxonomy places the organism in Eukaryota, Euglenozoa, Kinetoplastea, Trypanosomatida, Trypanosomatidae. The record is from RefSeq and is a predicted model, not a curated record.
AUGCACAGUGCGGUGGAUUUGAAUGCUUCUUUUGUGGUGCAUGCUGGCAGUUGCGUGUGGCGGCUGUUGUCUUCUUCCGUGGCUAUGAGGAGAAGUGAGGGGGGAGUGCGCAGCCCGAGUCUCCUUUUCUGCGGGUGUGAUGCACCGCGUGUGACUGCGUUGAGUUGGGCUCCGUGUCCCAUUGAGGGCGGGAUGGCUGGAAAUUUUGUUGCCGCGUCAUGGAUGGAUGAGGGUCCACUGGCGCGUGUGGCUGGUGUGGUGAUUGCCUGCUCCGUGUGUGUUGUGUGGUGGCCGCGGGGUUUUUGCCAUUUCCCUGGGGCUGUGGCGAUGAGCUGGGAGGAGAUGGUGGUGGAUGUGUUGUCCUUCUGCAUGGUGGGUGACUGCUGGCGUUGUGUGUCUUCGUUGCGUGGAUGCCGUCUCGUGGUGUGUGAACUGUGCGGCUGGGCCUCCUGCCCUCUCCUCAUGUUUUCUGCUCUUUCUCGCUGCGUCCGCUGCACUCCGUCCCUCUCCCUCCUGUUACAUCCCUUUUCCUUCUGGCUCACGGAUCGGCUGACUGACUCCAACGACUCCACUACGGGCGAUGAUGACUGCGAUGGUGAUGGUGCGGCGCCGUGUUGGUCCUUGCGCUCUUGUGCUGCUGCUGGGAGUCCUGGACGUGUUUCUGGUUGUGCCGGUGGUUGUGUCGGUGGAUGUGUCGUGUGCUCCGAGUGA